AUGCUAAAAUGUAACAGUGCAUCUAGCCCAGGUUCAUUGGGUAAUGGGCGUCUGUUUCUGCCACUUGAGCCACCCUCAGCAUCACCUGGCUACUUGGGCCCAAUAAGCUAUUCAGCAGUCCUAACUGAACAUCGUAAUGAUAUUACUUUCGAGGCCGAAGAGAGCACAGAUUAUUCUGCGGGAUUAGCAGUGGACCCCGAUCGACUCCAAUCCGGGGUUGAUGUACUACGGUUUCUCUACAACCUGACAGUACGAGAGACAUUGGUUGAGAAAUUUUAUCUACGGACAUGGAACACCAUUGUGCCAAAAAUGGUCAUGGAUGAAACUCUGCGCUCAGUGCGCAGUAUCUUUGAGAGUUUUCUCACUGAUCCGACCACACAGCUGCAAGAACUCUCAAAUCAAAUCUUUCAAAACACAUCUAGGCCGAUGCGCACACACAAGGCCAUGACUAUAAAAGAAUACAUUGCUUCCUUCACCGGUCGCAAUCUUCGCUGGGAAGCUCUCGGCUCUAUAUUUACCCUUUGUGGCCUGCAAUUGGCUGUCACGCCAGAUAAUCACCCUGACAUUAUUCAAGGAUCAGAUGACCCGCGGGGAAAAGAUCGCUUGUUGGAACAAGUUACUGUGAUAAGUACAAUGUGUCUAAAUUUCUGUGACCAGGCAUCCUCCGCAAACGAACUACUAGCGAUGCUACAAUUCCACGAUACGAUCCUGCGAUCACUGCAAUAUGGCGAUUCAAGUUACCAAGCAUGGCGUCGACUGGGUGAGCUGGUAUCCACGAUCUAUGCAGCUGGACUGCACCUAGAAAACGAUGGCACUGAAAAUUGUCCAUUUUUCCUUCGCCAGUGGCGCAGGCGAUGCUUCACUGCCGCAUUCGGCAUUGAUAAAGAGCUCGCAAGCUUUGUCGGACGGCCUCCACUGCUAAACGGACGGUUCUGCACGCUCACUGCCCCUUUAGAUUUGAGCGAUGAAGUACUGGUUGCAGGGGGCGAUGUCCUGGAGAAGGCUAUCUCAGAACUUGAUGAUGCCGGCUGGAAUAGGAAUGGCUUGUUACACCAGGUCACCCCCACGCGCCUACGCUAUCAACUAGGGACUAUUCGGGAGGAAACCCUCGAGGUUGUACUGGGAACUCACAAGCAACAUGAUUUGAUUCAGAAGUCCGAGGAUAUUCAAGCCAAAUCACGCGCCAUAUGGGCAGCAGCCCCAGACCAACUUCGAUAUGAUCGACAGUCGAAUGAUCUCUUCCAUCAGGGGUGGCUGACCAUUGUUUAUUUCUACUUGGAUUAUCUCUACACCUGCUUCCUGCUUUACCGAGCAGUUGUCAGAGACACUAAUACUGGACAAGCCGAUCUCUGCGACGUAUCUCGCCGGGUGUUGGCUAUUGUCAUUCAGGUCAAUUCUUUCCGAACUCCAAUGGUUGAUUUGGACCGACCCUUUUCUUGGAUCGUUCUCACAUACGGUGUUCCUUCGGCUAGCGUUCUGUUGCUAGAACUUCUGCGCCAAUCGCAUGAACCUGGACCGCAUGCCGUUCCACUCCCGCGUGCUGAACUUAUUCGCAACCUCAGCGUGUUCGUUUCCUUUCUGUCUUGGGUUGCAGGCCCCGGCCAUGGAAACCAUUAUACCUGCAAACAAGCCGAGCAAAAACUGUCUCGCAUUCUGGACCAGCUAUUGGAUCCCCAGCCUGCACAGCAACAUGUCGUUGACGAUUGUACGUCGGGCCUCGAUGACUUCCUGAGCUGGUCGAACUACAAUACAAUCUGGGAUUUCAACCCAGAGGGUAUGCCUCUAGACGAGGGGUUUACAGCUUAA
Molecule: messenger RNA, 1806 nt
Organism: Penicillium soppii
Lineage: Eukaryota; Fungi; Ascomycota; Eurotiomycetes; Eurotiales; Aspergillaceae
Product: putative C6 transcription factor
Exons: 4
Coding region: 1-1806 (601 amino acids)
Biological process (GO): DNA-templated transcription
Cellular component (GO): nucleus
Molecular function (GO): zinc ion binding; DNA binding
Source: RefSeq, a predicted model, not a curated record